Cokeromyces recurvatus is the source of this 1389-nucleotide messenger RNA. RefSeq lists its product as uncharacterized. The transcript has 6 exons. Gene Ontology annotation, molecular function: oxidoreductase activity. The record is from RefSeq and is a predicted model, not a curated record. Bases 34 to 987 code for a protein of 317 amino acids. NCBI's taxonomy places the organism in Eukaryota, Fungi, Mucoromycota, Mucoromycetes, Mucorales, Mucoraceae.
UUUUUUUUUUUUUCUUUCUUUAUUAAUCGAAAAAUGUUCUCCAUUACUUCGCUCUUCUUUUGGAUUGGCGUAUUGGCCAUUGUUCCUUAUCUUCUUUUAGUUGCCUAUGGUGCUUAUGGCUGUCCUGAACAAAAUUUAAAACUUAAAUAUAACGCCAAGUGGGCCUUGGUCACAGGUGGCUCUUCUGGUAUUGGUGCUGCUAUUGUUCGUAAGUUUGCUAGCCAAGGUCUGAAUGUGGUCGUUGUAGCUCUUGAUGACGCAGUUUUCAGUAAAUUUAAAGAAACUAUCCAAAAGGAAUUUCCUAAUGUUGAGUUCCGUUUUGUUGGCUGUGACCUUUCUGAAGCGACUGGCGAAAGUUAUUUAGCUGCUGUCAAGGAAGCCACAUCUGAUAUUGAUGUACAAAUUUUGUGUAAUAAUGCUGGCUAUAUUACAACAGGCGGUUAUGCUGAUGUCCCUAUGAAGCGUGAACUCUCUAAUUUCCAUACCAACGUUACCUCUGGUCUUGUCUUGACUCAUCAUUUUGUUGACGAAAUGUUAAAUAAGGGUCUUCGAGGUCUUGUUACUUUUACUUCUUCUAGUGCUGGUUUUAUCCCUAAUCCCAUGUCUGCCUUAUACUCUUCCUCAAAGGUUUUCUUAACUACAUUUGCUGCUUCCCUUUCUGCUGAAUUGGCUGAAGCUAAAAUUGAUGUUCUUGUUGUGCAUCCUUCUCCUAUUGAUUCUAACUUUUAUAGCAAUGCUGGUAAAAUGUCCGCUCUUACAUCAGCCCAAAAACUUUCUUCUCCACCUUCUGUUAUUGCUGAUACCAUUUGUCGUAAUGCUGGUAAGAUUGUUGUUUCUGAUCAAGGACCUAUUACUGUUAUUAUGAAGAUUAUGAUGACAAAGGUAAUGGACUGGAAUGUCUUUGCUGAGAUUAUGAAGUUGGGUCUUCGUUUUAAUGGUGACUAUAAGGCUAUGAAGGUUGCUCGUCCCAUUAAGAAAGAUAACUAAGAUAAAGAAAAGGAGGGAUAUAGACACAUAUAUCUAUGUACAGUCUUCUAUUUCAACAGCUCUGCUGGUUAUUAUUAUUAUUAUUUUUUCCCUGAUUGUGCAUUUACCUUUCUUAUUCGAAUUGUAUGUCUUUAAUAGUUAACAGCUGUUUCUCGAAUUCAGUUUUUAGAUUUACUUUGAGUUUUGGUGACUUGCAUAAAACUUAACUCCCUCACAAAAAUUAGACUUACAUGUUGUGAGCAUAACAGACUCACUUUUAAAUAGUGAAAGAGGGCUUAUUCGUCUAUCGAAAAAGCUUUAUUUCGUUGUAAUAAUCAAAUAGGAUGAAUUACUUUAUUUUAUUUAGAUUAAAAUAAUUGUUAGUGUUUCAAGCUCGAAGUACAUGUUAUAAAUUAAAUCCAG